Molecule: messenger RNA, 1916 nt
Organism: Lolium perenne
Lineage: Eukaryota; Viridiplantae; Streptophyta; Magnoliopsida; Poales; Poaceae
Source: RefSeq, a predicted model, not a curated record
UUUCUCUCGACACCAUUGCCGAAGACAAAAGCAGGCUCAUCUAGGUGCCCAAGAUCAUCCAAAACGCAGUUGAAGACUAAUGCCAGCAUGGAUGAGCUGAAUCUUCCCAAUUUGCCUGUUUGGAAGCUGACCAUUUCUGAUGACAAUCGUCCUGAUCUGGAGCAAAGUGUGAAAGCAAAGGAAGCAAGGGCUACUGCGGUGACACCUCAUUUUAUUAAAGCGAAGAAAGGCUCGUCAGAAGAUGGCCUGUGUUCGCCUUUUAGUUUCUCAAUUCAGAAGAGCAGGAUAGCACUGCCUAGUCCAUGCCUGAAGACAGCAUUGCGAGGCAAACAACAUGUGUUCUCUCCAAUAUCAGAGGGCUCAAGCAAGGAUGGUGUUCUCAGUGCUGGAGCAGCUGAGAGUGACAACAAGCCUUCUGCAGCCUCUGAUGACAUGUUGUCUGAUGAAAAGGAUCUGGCGUCAAGGUAUCCAGAGAUGUAUGGGUUUAAUCUACCCGCUGGAGAUGUACGCCGAAGGAGAGAGGCUGAUGAGGCUCUUGACUGGUUUUUGUCACCCCUCAAGACCUGUGUGUUAAUGGAUCCCAGUCCAACAGAUGAUAAGCCUAUUCCAGUUCAAGCAAAGGAUACUCCUUGGAAAGGUCUGGAAAGGAGUAAAAUGAAGGGGAGACAGGAACUUUCAGAUGCCAAUCCCAUCCAAACUCCAGCGGUUGGUGGUACUCCCUGGAAAGGCUUGGAAAGCAAUAACCUGAAGGGAAGGCUGGAUCUUCCAGAUGACAAUCCCAUCCAAACUCCAGCGGUGCAUAGCAAGGCCUUGCUUGGUACUCCUUGGAAAGGCUUGGAAAGCACUAACCUGAAGGGAAGGCUGGAUCUUCCAGAUGACAAUCCCAUCCAAACUCCAGCGGUGCAUAGCAAGGCCUUGCUUGGUACUCCCUGGAAAGGCUUGGAAAGCACUAAGAGCAUCCCCACUCGUUGGCGCUCCCCACGUCCAAAUCCGGCGAAAUUUUCGUCCGGAUUGGAGGAAGAUUUGGCGUGGGGAGGAGUAGUUUCCCAGUCGUGUGCUCCCCAAGCGGCGUUUCUCGGGGAAAAAGAAGAUGGCUCGGGGAAUCCGGACGAAAGAGGAGACACGUGGGCGUGGGCGGUUGGUUUAGCUUCAUCCGGAGUCCCCGGGAGACCCCCGGGAAACCGAGGAUGGCAUGGGGAGUCCGGACGAAAAUAGGCUCAAAUCCGGACCAAAACGAGGAACCGGGGGCCUGACUGGGCCGUUUUUCGCCGUCCGGAUGAAAAAAAGUGGCCGUGGGGGGCUCUGUGGGGAGACGAGUGGAGAUGCUCUAACCUGAAGGGAAGGCACGCUGGUGAAACCACACUCAAGAAGGAACUCUGGACCAGAUUUGAGGCGGUCUCGACCAACGAUCUGCACUUUGAUAAGUCAGUCUUUCAGAAGUCAGAUGGAAGGCGUUUCAUCGACAUGCUUGAGGAGGAAUCAUGAUUGCAGAGACUGGAACUGCGGUACUGGCCAUUGAUAUCCAAUCCUUUUGUCUAUAAUGGUACAUCUUGUAUGAGCGGCCAAAGCCAAACCUCAGUGAUCAAUGUAUCAGGAACGGGUUCCAAGUGUCACCAAGCCUUAUGUUCCAAAGUUGAGACUGGCCGUGCCUUUCUGCAGAAAUGCAUUUUGUAUUUAUUCUUCAUUUUCUGAUGUCAAAGUGCCACACUCCUGCCAGAUUUUUCAGUGAACAUGGGGCAAUGGUUGAUUCAUCUCACAGCAGUAUGUUCCAUACAAGAACUGGGUGGUUAAAAUAUACUGCUACAAGGCUGGCUUGAAACUAUAGUUGUACAUGGAUGAUGCAGGGGUACAAUGAUAAUGUUUUAUCUGCUCUCCAGUAUAGACAGCGGUAUGGAUGAUUUCUGUGCUUUAUGUCA